This is a messenger RNA of Gossypium raimondii (Peruvian cotton), 1616 nucleotides long. RefSeq names its product zinc finger protein ZAT3. The record is from RefSeq and is a predicted model, not a curated record. The coding region runs from base 578 to 1465 and encodes 295 amino acids. The transcript has a single exon. NCBI's taxonomy places the organism in Eukaryota, Viridiplantae, Streptophyta, Magnoliopsida, Malvales, Malvaceae.
UAUGUUUUUCGGAAAUUAUUUUUCAUAGAACCUUGACCGGCAGUUAUACCAUUUUUUACUUCAUCGAAUGGAAUAUUGUUUCAUGAACUGAAAAUUAGUGGUUUGAGUGGUUUGAUCAUUAAUCCGAUUAUUAAGACAUUGGUAAUAAUUGUCUUUUUUUUUUUUUUAAAUAUAGUUAUCCUUGUUACAUUUACUUUUUUUCUAAUACAAUUGUGACACUAGGCUAUUUUUGAGGUGUGUUAAAUAUACUUUUGAUUCCUUUAUAAGUAAUUUUUUUUAAAAAGAAAGUAACUUUUAUCCAUAAAGAAAGUGGCAUGCUUAUAGGGUCUACCGUAUGCACCAAGUAACAUAUUAUACUUGGUGAAAGCAGUGAAGCAUAACCCAAAUGUAAACCACCCCAUGUUUCCAACAUCCUAACUGAAAAAAACCGCUCACUUGAUAACUUCCCUGUCCCAUAACCUUAGUAACUGCCCUCACUCCUACAUAAACGCCACAGCCUCCAUUUUUACAAUUUUUCCUUCUUUCAACUCUCCAUUGUCUCUUUGAUAUUUUCUUCUCUCUUUUCUUUUUACUGAAAAUGAACGAAAACAUUGAUUCUGAUCAUGGGUUUCGAUUCCUUUCUUCUGUUACCCAACAUAACGUCACUGUGAAUUAUGAUCCAAAACCCCGCAAGAAACGUACAAAAGUGGUAAAGGUCGACGUUGGUCAAUUCCCGACUUGUUCUAGCACCACCGUUUCCAGGCCUAAAUAUACCAAAAAACCUGACCCUGCUGCACCAAAGAUUACACGUCCUUGCACUGAAUGUGGCAAGAAGUUCUGGUCAUGGAAAGCACUUUUCGGACACAUGCGAUGUCACCCUGAGCGACAGUGGCGUGGAAUUAACCCCCCUCCUAAUUAUUGCCGCCCUGUUAAACCCGCAAGUAAUGUGGAGACCUUGAUGACUGAGGACGAUCAUGAAAUUGCAGCCUCCUUACUGAUGCUGGCAAAUGGUUCCACCGCUAGUGAGAGCGAAUGUGGUACAAGUUAUCGACCCGGGGUUCAAGAAACCGAAGCUUUUUCUCAACAUUUGGGUACAAAUAUCCGUUUCGAAUGCUCGAGUUGCAAGAAAGUUUUCGCGUCACACCAAGCAUUAGGGGGUCACUGGGCUAGCCACAAGAAUGUCAAGGGUUGUUUCGCGAUAACAAGAAGCGAGGGCUACGAUGUCAAGGAUCAUAGCUGUGAUGAGGAUAAGAUGAUGAUGGUGUUGGGUCACAAAUGCAGCAUUUGUUGGAAGUUGUUGUCUAGUGGUCAAGCCUUAGGUGGGCAUAAAAGGUAUCAUUGGGGGAAAGGGGAUGAUGAGGCAUCAUCACUCAACCUUUUGACAGCAAAGGAAGAUUGUGGAUUGGACCUGAAUUUACCACCUGCUCCUCUUCAAAAUGAUUCAUAUCCCUCAGGCUUAGCUUUGGAUUUGAGGUUAAGUCUCUGAAGAACUAAAGUUGUAUGUGACUUGUAACCUAGGAUUAGAAUUAUUCUGUAUACUCGUAUAUUUGACACUGAUUUCCUUUUUAUUUAAACACUAAACCCAACUUAGUACUAUGUUUAAAUAACAUUUCCAAAUUUUUAUUUGCUUUUUGAUC